Molecule: messenger RNA, 520 nt
Organism: Entrophospora candida
Lineage: Eukaryota; Fungi; Glomeromycota; Glomeromycetes; Entrophosporales; Entrophosporaceae
Source: the annotation of a GenBank genome assembly
GCAGAGAUAUGUUGAUUAUCUUAAACCUAGCGAAUUGAUGAUCAGUCAUUGGGAUAAUGAAUGUGAUAAACCAAAGACCGAUUUCGGAAAAGUAAGGAUUAUACAAAGAGCUUGGAGAAAUUACAAGAAUAGACCUGAGUCAUUAGCCACUCGAGUUUGGGAAGCAGUUGAAAACGACAAUACUUCCGAGAACAAGAAGUUUUUAGGUAUAACUCCUCAAAAAAUAAGACUUCCUGAAACUUCUUAUACUGGCUAUGGUGGAAGAACGAUUCUAGUUAAAGAUGUACCAGCAUAUGCUCGAAAUUUAUCUGAAAUGUUUUAUCGUUAUAGUCCUAAAAGUUGGGCAGAUGCUAAGAAAUAUCAAUUACAGGUUAGAUUAUCUAACCACGUUUUAAAUUUAUUAAGGCAACAAGGAUACAGAGUAAUCUAUAAUAAGCAAUGGUAUGUAAUGUUAAAGUGGAUACAAAAUCCUGAAUUAUAUAUUGAUAAUAAAUACCCGCCAUUUAUUAGAAUCGAAUAA